Molecule: messenger RNA, 1201 nt
Organism: Chelonia mydas (Green sea turtle)
Lineage: Eukaryota; Metazoa; Chordata; Testudines; Cheloniidae
Gene: FAM163A
Product: family with sequence similarity 163 member A
Exons: 5
Coding region: 701-1201 (166 amino acids)
Source: RefSeq, a predicted model, not a curated record
GACUCCUCGGGGCCGCGCCCGGCUUGCUCGUUCCCAGGCGGGAUACUGCUGCCUGUGGGUGCCCCUGGCUCCAGCCUGGCGCCUGUCCCCGCACCGCGAGUUCGAAGCUGCGCUGGGGCAAGUCGCAGCCCCGCUCUGGGCUCCUGCUUUUCCUGUGGCCCCCGCCUCCCCGGCGGGCCGCCCUCCUUCCUCCCUCGGCGGCACGGUCGGCCGGCUCAGCGGGGGCGGGGGAGCCACCCCUGGCCAGUGCACUUGCUCGCCGCGUUGCAUCCUCGGUGGCUUCCCGCGAGUGAGCUCGGAGCGGGAUUUCUGAUGCCAUUGUCUCGUCCCGUCGACACCCCCCACCCCGCUACCGCCCUGUAGGGGGGCGGGGGCCAGGCGGUGCAGCAGGGCGCCCCCUGCAGCCGAGGGGCGCUUACCGCAGCCAUGAAAUAUACACGAGGCUCAGAGAGCUGAAGCCGCUUCCAUCACCUCCUACCUCAGCAGCAGCUCAGCCCCUGCCUCGCAGCCCGUCCGGCCUGCAGAGCAGGCGGGAGGCGAUCGCUCGGAGCAGACGCUUGCAAGGACAACCCACGUAAUGCCGUGUGGAACUUCCUGCUCCAGUCGUCUCCUCUCAGGCCCAUGUGACUGUGGCACCAUUUCAGCCAUUUUCAUUGUCCAGCGCACCCUUCAGUGAACAGUUUGAUGGAGAAUCGGUCGGAUGACAGCGGGAACUGUUGUUAUCACCGGUGGAAUACUAGCGACCGUGAUCCUACUGUGUAUUAUUGCGGUGCUCUGUUAUUGUAGGCUACAGUAUUAUUGCUGCAAGAAAGAUGAAUCUGCUGAGGAAGAAGAGGAGGAGGAGGAGGAGGAGGAGGAGGAGGAGCCUGACCUUCCCACUCGCUCAUACCUUACAACCUGCAAUGCCUGCAACUCUCGCAUCGUCGACGGGCAGGGCAGCCCAGCACCACCACCCCACGAAUUUAACCAGCAGGGUGCUCGGAACUACUGCCCUACCUGUUCCCCCUACAGCUCGCCCUUUUACAUACGGACCGGUGACAUGGUGCGGAAUGGUGGUGAGAGGAUCACCUACAUGCCUGCCUGCUACAAGGAAAUGGGGCCACCCAUCAGAAUGGCAACCCUCCAGAGUUACCCGAUGACCCGCCAUGGCAUCGUCCAUGAGACCUUUCCAAACCCGAGGGCUAUUAGUACAGAUGUGUAA